Messenger RNA from Schistosoma turkestanicum, 2387 nucleotides. Lineage: Eukaryota; Metazoa; Platyhelminthes; Trematoda; Strigeidida; Schistosomatidae. The record is from the annotation of a GenBank genome assembly.
UGUCAAUACAAAUAGCAUGGAAAGUGUGAUAACUGAACUUCGGCAGUUGGGUGAGCGAUUUGUGACUUAUGUCCAGCAUUUGAAGCUUUUAAAAAAUGAAGAAGAUGUCAGUUCACUUAAAAAGGCAAUAUGCAUCUUGGAGAACGAUCUUAAGGUGCUCCGAAUGUCGUAUGAAUGUCAAAUAAAUCACUUGGUUACAACACUAAAUGUCGUAUUGGAAGAGAAAAAAGACCUAGAGGGAGAAAUUCUAGUAAGGAAAGAAAAUGACGCUCAUUUUAUGGAUAGGAUUUCAGUUGAAUCAUUAAAAAAUGCUAAGCUUCUUCAAGAGAUAAGUCGUCUUAAAACUGAAGUCGCUGAUAAAACUAAUCAAAUCACCUCUCUGAAAUUGCGUAUACAAGAGUUAGAUACAGAUAAAGAGGAAAAAGAUUCCGUGAAAUUGAAGCUUACUGAGGAAAUCAAUCUCCUAAAACAAAAACUUUCAAUGUCUGAAGAUUUAUACAAUGAGACUGCUAAUCAGCUCCAAAGUGCAUUGCUGAAACUAGACUCUCAGAAGAUGUUUGCGAAGGAGCGUCUAAGUCGCAGUCAAAACAGAAUACAAUGGUUUAUUUCACAAAUUGCUGCAAAGGAUCUCCAAGUUGAAGAAUCUCGAAGGAAGGAAGCCUCCAUUUCCACUGUCAUCACUCAACUACGUGCCAAAGCCCAGGAAGAACUUAUUCACUACCGUCAGCAAGCUUCAGAAAUUUACAAAAAACCAAUGUCUACUUUGCAAAAUCAGUUGGUUUCAGAGAGGAAAGAAAAUCAAUUACUAAAGACUAAAUGUCUGAAGAAUGAUCAGACAAUUCUUGAUUUGCAACGACAAGUCGCUGAGUUAAAUUCAAAAGUUUGCAGUAGUGAAAGUCAUACUGAACUUUUGAAGAAUGCUUUGGAAAGUUUGGGAAAAGAGUACAGUCGCUUAAGGACUAAAUAUGAGGAUAAAAUUCAGAAAUUAGAAGCGUCUGUAGCUUCUAAUGCUUCAGACUUUGACUUGAUGCGAAGUAAAGAACAUGAAAUUAUGGAAGAGUUGUCGAAAUUUAAAAAGAUGUUGGAUUCAGACGAAGACGGUUUCCACUUACUAACACCUGAGAAACAAAUGGAUUUGGCAAAUGUAAAAAUAGAUAAUCAAGAAAGUUUGGAAUGUCUAGAAAAUGAAGAGAAAAUCGAAUUCGAUAGAAACGAUGCUCCAAAACCUACCUCAUUUGUAGAUUUUGCUGAUCCAUCAAAAAGUGCUCACUCCGUCAUGAUCACAUCGGAUAAUGAACUCCAUGAUACUUCUCACACAAACUAUGAUCAAGAAAACUUUGAUAUUAAGAAGUAUGAUCAAAAGUCUUCGAAAAUUACAACUAUCGAUUUGAAAAUCGAUAACUCAAUACCUGGUAGUCCAACAUCAUUGUCGUCUUUAUCUGGGUCUAAUGCUAUUGGUCAUUUACAAAUUUGUGAAAUUGAUUCAAAUGGUGAAUAUUUACUUUUAUGGAAUUCAAGUAUAAAUAAGGAAAUCGACAUUGGAUUAUACAAAGUUUGGCAAAAGCAUGGUCAUGAGAAAAUGAAUGAAUUUACUUUUCCGCCUGAUAUUCAAAUAUCACCACGUACUGUAUUUACAUUAUGGUCAAAUAAUGCUACCAUCAUACCGAAAAAUGUUCAAAAUUCAAAAACUCAAUUUCGAUGUCCAAAUGUUUGUAAAUGGUUUACUGAUCCAAAUUAUAUUACAAUCAUAUCAAAUUCAUAUGAUGAGAUUUUAGCUUGGCUUGCCCCGUCUACACGAUGUUUUACCAGCCGAACUGGACGAGAACAUUCACAACAGAUUUAUAAUCCUUGUGGAUUUCAUUAUGUACCAAAUCUUAGUCGUGAUUCAUUAACAAUAACAAGACAAAAAUCAUCAAAUAAUAACUUGUCAUCAUCUUCGACAAAUAAUCAAUAUCAACCGACAAAUUCUACUCAAUUAUUAUUAUUACCGAAUGACACUGAAGCAAAUGAUACAGUAGUUCAUCGAAUCAAUUAUCAUGGUAAAACUGCAUCACAAUUUCAUUUGAAUGAUUUAUAUAAACAACAAUCGAUUGGAACUAUGAACGUCAAUAUGGAUCGUGCAUCAGUUACUCACAAAAAUAACAACAAUAAUCAUAAUAACGAUCAUAAUAAUAAUAAUAAUAAUAAUAAUAUCAAUAAUGUUAAAGAUCGUAAUUUAUUAAAAAGCAAAAAUUUAAUUACCCUGAAUCCUCCAAAUCUACUUCAUAAUAAAUUUAUUUUAAAUGAUAAAAUGGUUCCAUAUUCCUCUCAUAAACCAUAUUAUAGUUUUCUACGUCAACUAUCCAUUGAUACUGAUCGAACUAGUUAGUUAUUGAUUUACACACCUA